AUGGAUAGCAAUUUUACAAUCUAAAAUCUAACAUCUAAAGCUUUGGUUUAAUAAUUUGGAUCUCCUUUAUAUGUUUAUGAUGAGGAGAUUAUUAAGAGAUAGUGUUAAACAAUAACGGCAGCCUUAUAAAAUUCAUUUGAUUAAGGUGCUAAAGUUUUGUAUGCUUGUAAAGCCAACAGUAAUCCAAACAUUUUAAAAAUAAUGAGAUUAAAUGGAAUACAUGGUAUAGAUGCAGUCUCACCAAAUGAGAUUGAAGUUGCUUUACAAGCUGGAUUUCUUAAUAAUUAAAUUACCUAUACAGCAAAUUAUAUGACAAAAGAGGAAAUUAAUUAUGCAAUCCAAAAAGGAGUAAUUCUAAAUGUUGGAGAAAUAGAUACUUUAAAAAAAUUAAUUGAAUAUAAAGCUGAAGUGAUUAUCAGAUUAAAUCUGGAUAUAGGUAUUGGACAUCAUAAUCAUGUAAAUACAGGAGGAAAUGAUAGUAAAUUUGGUAUAAAUCUCAUGUGGAAGGAAUAAUUAAUUGAAAUUUAAAAAUAAGGUGUCAAAAUCAUUGGAUUACAUUAACAUAUGGGCAGUAAAAUUAUGAAAAAGGAUCAUGAUUUUUAUUUAUUAGGAAUUGAAAAAUUAUUUUAAGCUGCAACCUAAGAAUUAGAUUUACCUUAUUUAAAAUAUAUAGAUAUUGGAGGAGGAUUUGGAGUCAAAUAUCAAGAAUAUGAAGAAAUUAGUGAUUUAAAUAUCCUUUUUUCAGAAAUCAAAAAAUUAUAUGAUAAAUAUUUUAUUAACGUCAAACCUAUGUUAUUUAUUGAACCUGGAAGAUAUUUAAUUGCUGAAUCAGGUUAUUUAUUAUGCACAGUAUAAGCUAUUAAUACUAAUAAAUAAAAAACAUUUGUAGGUACUGAUUCAGGAAUGCAUCAUCUCAUUAGACCAGCAUUAUAUUAAUCUUAUCAUGCAAUAAUCAAUUCAGAAGAGAAAUAAAUUGAACCAAAACUUGUUACUGUUUGUGGAAACAUAUGUGAAAGUGGAGAUUUACUAGGAAUAGAUAGAAACUUAAAGGUUGAAGUUAAUGAUGUUCUUGUUGUUUAGAAUGGAGGAGCUUAUGGUUUUUCUAUGAGUUCCAAUUAUAAUUUAAGAGAAAGACCUGCAGAAAUAUUAAUUAGAGAUGGUCAACCAUAUAUCAUUAGAAAAAGAGAAACUUUAGAUUAUCUAUUAGCUAAUAUAGUGAUAUUAUGA
This is a messenger RNA of Paramecium pentaurelia, 1227 nucleotides long. NCBI's taxonomy places the organism in Eukaryota, Ciliophora, Oligohymenophorea, Peniculida, Parameciidae. The record is from the annotation of a GenBank genome assembly.